AACCUGGCUUUUGUUAUCACAUGCGUGUUGGACUAAAAUCACUUUUAAUAGUCCAAACAGAUUGAUUUACCACCACCCCGCCCUCCGACUCGUGAAUCAGUGAAUCUUUGGCUGACGCUCCGCGUUGUUUUAGUUUCUAUGAAAGACGAGCGGUCUGCCGGCCGAGCAACUCACUCUCAACUGAACAGGCAUAUAAAUAGACGGGUCGGCGGGGUCUGGUGAUCAGUGCAAGCAGGUCUGUCAACGCGCAGUGCGAAACCAUCGAUCGAUUACUUACAUCCAGCCCAGCCACAGCCACAUCAACAUGAAGUUCUUGCUCCUGAGCGUCUUCCUUUGCCUUGCCGUGUGCUUCAUGGUCACCAGUGCUGCUCCCCGCGAGGAGGCCAUUCCCGAAGGCUUCGAAGGUCCUGGCAGUGAGUCCGUCAACCCAUCGGACGACCAAUCCUUCCUGCUCAAGCUGAAGCUGCUCAAGAAGCUGCUGUUCCUGGGCUAGACACCACAACCUCCGAUUUAUGGAUUUAUAGUUUAACUAUGUGUUUAGGUU
Molecule: messenger RNA, 544 nt
Organism: Drosophila simulans
Lineage: Eukaryota; Metazoa; Arthropoda; Insecta; Diptera; Drosophilidae
Exons: 2
Coding region: 305-493 (62 amino acids)
Source: RefSeq, a predicted model, not a curated record